Molecule: messenger RNA, 1642 nt
Organism: Camelina sativa (false flax)
Lineage: Eukaryota; Viridiplantae; Streptophyta; Magnoliopsida; Brassicales; Brassicaceae
Product: riboflavin biosynthesis protein PYRD, chloroplastic-like
Biological process (GO): riboflavin biosynthetic process
Molecular function (GO): diaminohydroxyphosphoribosylaminopyrimidine deaminase activity; zinc ion binding
Source: RefSeq, a predicted model, not a curated record
UAACGUUACGGUGUCCGGUUAAGCGUAACCGGCUCUUUGAAUUAGGAAUCCAAUCUUCUCGUCGUCUCCAUUAUCUCUACACCGUUGGUAUUAGGGUUUCGACUGAAUUCUCCGCCGGAGACAGCCCGGAUCUGAAAUCCAAAAAAUUCGAAGCCUAUCUUACGGUUUCUAAACCAAAAACUGAGUUCAAUAGUGAUAUGCAGAUCACAUGUCAUCUCCCGAUUUCGAUUCCUUCGAUCAAUCCUCGAACCUCGAUUCCAGUUUUAUCACUGUCCUCGAAUCCUCGCCUCAUUUCCAAUCUCACUUCAAUUCAGAACCCAAAACACGGCUUCAAGAUACCACAUAAAUCUCAGACUGGUUUCAGCAAACCCUGUUUUGUUUUGGCUGCAAUGAGAAGCGAAGACGGUGUUGCAGUCGUCGUCGACGAUGCGUUUUAUAUGAGGAAGUCUGUGGAGCUAGCAAAUAGAGCAAUUGGGUGUACUAGUCCUAAUCCCAUGGUAGGUUGUGUCAUUGUUAAAGACGGAGCUGUUGUUGGUGAAGGGUUUCACCCCAAAGCUGGUCAGCCUCAUGCUGAGGUGUUUGCUCUUAGAGAUGCUGGAGACUUAGCUGAGAAUGCCACUGCUUAUGUUAGUUUGGAACCAUGUAAUCAUUACGGAAGAACACCUCCCUGCACAGAAGCAUUGAUUAAGGCUAAGGUGAAAAGAGUUGUGAUUGGGAUGGUUGAUCCUAAUCCAAUCGUGUUUUCGUCUGGUAUCAGUCGUUUGAAAGAUGCUGGUAUUGAUGUCACUAUGGGUGUUGAAGAAGAGUUAUGCAAGAAGAUGAAUGAGGGAUUCAUCCAUCGGAUGUUAACAGGAAAGCCUUUUCUUGCCCUCAGGUAUUCUAUAUCUGUGAAUGGUUGUUUUGUGGACAAGAUUGGGGAAGGGGAUACGGAUACUGGUGGGUACUACUCAAAGCUAUUACAGGAAUAUGACGCUAUAAUACUUUCGUCCUCGUUUUCUGAUAAGCUCCCGAGCAUUUCCUCGCAAGAAGAUACUAAUGCUUCGAUCCAACCUAUUCAAAUCAUAGUAGCUAGCAAUGUACUACAGUCUCCUAUCCUUGCUUCUUCUUCCAGCACAGUGGAAGAAUCGGGUCCAAAAGUUGUUCUGUUCACCGGAAAGGAAUUGGUUGCAGAAUCUGGAAUCAACAGUAGCGGGGUUGAAACCGUGGUAUUGGAAAAGAUAAACUUGGAUUCCAUUUUAGAUUACUGUUAUCGUCGUGGACUAUGCAGUGUGUUGUUGGAUUUGAGGGGGAACAUCAAAGACCUUGCAGUGCUUAUGAGAGAUGGAUUCGAGCAGAAACUGUUGCAGAAAGUAGUGAUUGAGGUUUUACCGGAAUGGAGCACGAAAGAUGAGAGACAGAUCGCGUCAAUGGAGUGGUUGGAAUCAAAACAUGUGAAAGAUUUGCAGUCUAAGCAAUUAGGUAGAAGCGUUUUGCUAGAGGGCUAUUUUUGAUGUUUUGAUGUUUUGAUGUAUGAUGUCAUGCAUGAUACUUUUAUAAAAGCAUUGUAUUAUUAAGGGUUUACAGAUAAUAUUAAUGGACUAAUAAAAUUUUGUAUUAUAAGUUUCAAAUUUUGAAAAUAAGAAAAUAAGAAAAUAUUUUCACA